Messenger RNA from Chaetura pelagica (chimney swift), 798 nucleotides. It is a transcript of the gene CNN1, whose product is annotated as calponin 1, basic, smooth muscle. The transcript is spliced from 6 exons. Lineage: Eukaryota; Metazoa; Chordata; Aves; Apodiformes; Apodidae. The annotation marks the transcript as partial. The record is from RefSeq and is a predicted model, not a curated record. Gene Ontology annotation, biological process: actomyosin structure organization. Gene Ontology annotation, molecular function: actin binding.
CAGAAGUACGACCCGCAGCGGGAGCGGGAGCUGCGUGCCUGGAUCGAGGGGACCACUGGCCGCCGCGUGGGGGACAGCUUCAUGGACGGCCUCAAGGACGGCGUCAUCCUCUGCGAGCUCAUCAACAAGCUGCAGCCCGGCUCCGUGCAGAAAGUGAAUGAACCCGUCCAGAACUGGCACAAGCUGGAGAACAUUGGGAACUUCCUGCGGGCCAUCACGCGCUACGGGGUGAAGCCCCACGACAUCUUCGAGGCCAACGACCUCUUCGAGAACACCAACCACACACAGGUCCAGUCCACCCUCAUCGCCCUUGCCAGCCAGGCCAAGACGAAGGGGAACAACGUGGGGCUGGGGGUGAAGUAUGCAGAGAAGCAGCAGCGGCGCUUCCACCCCGAGAAGCUGCGCGAGGGCAGGAACAUCAUCGGCCUCCAGAUGGGCACCAACAAGUUCGCCAGCCAGCAGGGCAUGACAGCGUAUGGGACGCGGCGGCAUCUCUAUGACCCCAAGCUGGAGACGGACCAUCCCCUGGACCAGGCUACUAUCAGUCUCCAGAUGGGCACCAACAAGGGUGCCAGCCAGGCGGGGAUGACGGCACCGGGGACAAAGCGCCAGAUCUUUGAGCCAUCGCUGGGCAUGGAGCACUGCGACACAAUGACCAUCGGGCUGCAGAUGGGCAGCAACAAGGGAGCCUCACAGCAGGGAAUGACAGUCUACGGGCUCCCACGCCAGGUCUACGACCCCAAGUACUGCGGCGGCCCCGACCUGCUGGGCCAGGACGGCCUCGACGGCCUCUACAAC